Molecule: messenger RNA, 2254 nt
Organism: Aphidius gifuensis
Lineage: Eukaryota; Metazoa; Arthropoda; Insecta; Hymenoptera; Braconidae
Gene: Pdrg1
Product: p53 and DNA damage-regulated protein 1
Exons: 3
Coding region: 147-536 (129 amino acids)
Source: RefSeq, a predicted model, not a curated record
ACAGAGCAAAAGUUUUAUCUUAUGAAGCUAAAAAACAACGUGAUAUUCGUCGAGCAUUGUCUUAAUUAUUUUAUUUACUAAUAGUAAAAAAAAAAAAUAAUAAUACAAAGCAAUAUUAAUGUGUGGGUUUUUGUUUUUUACAGAAAAUGAAGGAACAAAAAGAACUGCUAGAUCAUUUAAAAACAGUUGAAUUAAAAGCUGCUGAAAUAUUAACUGAUAGACAGGAAGUUGUUGCCCUGGAUAAAAGAAGAAAUGAUGAUCGUGUUGGAAUGCGAGCAUUGCAAAAACAAAAUAUAAAUAAAUGUUGGAUGACUGUUGGACCAUUACUUAUUAAAAUGCCAGUUAAUGAUGCUGAAAAAUUAUUAAUUCAAGAUCAAAAAGAAUGUGAUAUGGAAAUAAAUAAAUUAAGAAGUGAUUUGAAAAUUAAAGUUAACGAACUACGUGAUUUAGAACAAACACCACCUGUACCUGGUCUUAUGUUGACACCAAUGUCAUCAACUGAAAUGUCAGCAAUGAAUAAAGUACUUGGAUUUUAAAAAACGUAUUGUUAUCUCUCUGAUUUUUGUAAAGAAUUUAUUAUAUUAAAUCCAAAAACAACUCUUAAUUUAUUAUAAUAUGUGUAUUUAUUAUUUUUUUUUUUUACAAACAUCCUUCGUAUUUUCCAGUUACAUUCAUCACAACACACAUAUUUUUUUUCAUCGCAUUAGUAUAAUAAACUUGACGUACUCAAAUUAUAUAUACAUAUUUGUAUAUAAUAUAUAUUUUAUUAUUUAAUAAUAUCUAUAGAUUAUUAUUUAUUUAAUUGAUAUUGAUUCCUUUUUUUUUUUUUUGUCUAAAAAAACAAAACAGCUGAUAUAAUAUUAUUAGUAUUAUACAAAGCGAUCCAUUGUCCAUCGUAUAAAUUUUAAAUUAUUUAUUUAAUUUCUAUUAAAGAAAUGAAUUAUAUCCACUAUAUCAAUAACUAUUAUUUACGAAUAGAUUUUUUUAAAUAUAUUUGAAUCCGUAGAUUAAACAUAUUUUUAUUGUUGCUUAAUUUUAUAUGCACGAUAGUAAUUAUUUACAUGAAAUUUUUUACAAAAUUGUUUUUUAAAUUUUUAAAUUUAAUAAGUGCAUUAAAGGGAAGUUACUUGGACAAUGUGGAAGCUGUUUAAUAAAUAUGUAACAUUUUAAAUUAAAUCAACGACAAGUUGAUUUAUAAUUAAUUACUGGUAAAUUUUUAAAAUUUAAUUGUCACAAUAUUUGUUGGUAAAUUUGAGUUAACAAAUUAAUUUUAUUAAUUUUUUUUUCUCCAUAGAAAUGAUAAGUGUAAUUUCAUUAAUUUCUAUUAUUGUUAUUUAUACUGAAAAAAAAAUAUUUUCGAUGUAGAAAAUAACAAACUAUAAGGGGACAACAUUAAAUACUUAAUACUUAUUAAAUUUUUUUUUUACAAAUAAUAAAAUUGCAAGUAUUAUUUAUUUAUUUUUUUUUUUGUUUGUCAUCACUAUAUAGUUUGUAAGAAAAUAAUCAUUUUGAAAAUUGUAAUUUUUAUGUACAUGUAAUAUACAAGACAACGUAUUAAUUAAUUAUUUAUUUAUUUUAAGCCCCCCUUUUACCUGAAUCACCCAGUUUUUUUUUUUUUUUUUACAUUUAGUUUUAUUUUAAAAUUAUUUUAGGGCAAAAUAAGGUAAUAAACUUAUGAAAUUUAUUGUUUUUUUUUUUUUCUUUCUUUUCAUUUUUUUUUAUUUUUGAACUUACAUUUUUUUAAAAAUAAAAACGAAAAUUAAAAUACCUUCUUACAUGUGAUAAUAUUUUUUUUCAUUAAACUACAUAUUUUUUUCAUUUUUUUUUUUUAGUAUUUUUUUUUUCUACAGAAGCUCUUAAUCGCUGGUCCUCCACACAGAAAUCAAGAUAAAAUUAUUUUCAUUAUAUAUUGAAAUUUUCUUGUAGUUUUUUUUUAAUUACAAAAUUAUAAUGAAAUAAAAAAAAAAAAAAAAUCUAUUAUUUUUGUUUUAAAUAAAAGUCCGAAUAGUCUUGAUAUCGAUCUCUCACACGAGGAACUUGGUUUUUAUUAAAAAUUAUUAUUAAUUAACGUAAAUAUUAUUUUGAAUUUUAUAAAAUAUUAAAAUCAAUAAAACCACUCUUAGUGUUUAUUAAUUUACAUUUAUAUAUGAUAAUAUUUUUGAGUAAAAAAAAAUAUAAUAUAAUUGUAACGAAAAUGAUAUCUCGUUGACUAUUCACGCAAUAAUUAAAUUAUUCAUAUUGCAUAUAAUAAUAU